Messenger RNA from Xyrichtys novacula (pearly razorfish), 7047 nucleotides. NCBI's taxonomy places the organism in Eukaryota, Metazoa, Chordata, Actinopteri, Labriformes, Labridae. The record is from the annotation of a GenBank genome assembly.
UCUCCCUCAGCCAUGACUCCUCCUCGCGGACCCUGGGGAACCACCGUCCGCAGCAGCAGCAGCAGGCCCCAGACACCAGCAAACACAGAGUAAACGGCACAUUUACUCACUGACUUCUCACCUUAAUCGAUCAAUCGAUUAACAAUUGAGACCUGUAUGCUAUUAAAUAAUCGUCGUCAUAAUUGGCCUCGUCGUUGUAUCUGUGGCGCGUGCAGCCUCAGGGCGUGGAAAUGGAAAAUAGAUAGGCCUGUAUUGACUCUUUUUAGGAUCAAAUAUAAAAAACAUUAGAAGUAAAAUAGAGUCGACCCUCUGCUAUCAUCACUUAUCUUUUUACAGGAUAAACGAGCUUAAGGGAAAAUCCUUUUGUUGAAAAUACAAAUAGGUCAAAAGCUUAACCUGAGCUUUUGUUUCUUUAAUCAAAAAAUUAAAACACCUCAACUAAAGCUUAGACUACACUACAACACUGCCUCGCGUUGUUACAGACCGUUACGCUGUGCCUGUUUGCUUUUUUUUUAAUGCUUUGCCCUCCACAAGCCUAUAUAGCCCACGACAGCCAAAUAAUAAUGAAUCAUUUCAUAAAUAAUGGGUUUAGGGGCUUAUCGGGAAUGAAGAGGCCGCUGCCGUGCGCUUAUCUCUCUCGGCCACAUUGCGGCCUGUGUUCCGCUCCCCAUACUGAGGGAGCGCGCUGGAUGCGACGAGGAAUAACUCAGCUACACACACACACACAUACACUCACACACCACACAUACACACACUGCUCCACAACUGGCAGAGGGAGAGAAAAAAAAGAAAAACCUCAGACAUGGAUGACCCACUCACAAAAUGGCUCCACUUACACAGUAACAUCAACAACACGGCUGGAACGGUAAGUCCAACCAAAAUAACAUCUCUUUUAUUUCGAGCGAUAUAUUUGUGGUUUCAAAUGACUCUAAUUGGAUUGCUCUCGUCUGGAUUUUAAUGGCGCUAUGAGCGGAAUAUUUAGCCUACAUUUUCCGCUAUUGUCCGAUCGGAUGGCUGAGGCUGAACGGGAUGUCAUAACGGAUGCGAGGCCUAUUAGAGAGAAAUCCCAGAAAGAAAAGACCACUCUUCUAUUAGCUGCUCGUUAUUCGUUUGUGGAAUUAUCUAAAAUGCGUUUUAUCCUGUUUUUAUCAAACACAAAAGCGUCUAUUUCUGACACGCAUUGUCGUCAAUAUGACAAGCCUUUGAUGGUCAGCAGCUAUGGCCUUCAUAUCGAUAUAAAACGAAAACUACACAACCUCUUCUGAUGCCCGUGGAUAUGGAAAUGAUCAGAUCCAUGUGUUUUUAUUUCUGGAUUUUGCUGAAGGCUGGAUUUAUUUCGACGUAGAGUGAAUUGAGCUCCCUUCGUGAUCCUGGCAUCCACGACCAUUUCAGCACAAAUAAUAAUAAUAAAAAGCAGCCGAAAUGUGCUUUUUAUAUAUUACGAAGUGAGCUUAAAUGUGGCUGAACGGUAACGGUGUUGAAGGCAAAGCGAGCUUUGAUAAGAAAUUCUGAGAAAGGAGGUGAAAAAAACACUCAUGGAGCCAGAAGAUAAGCUCUUAUAGUUAUCAUUUAAAUUAUAUAACUAAAGGUUCAAAUCUGGUAUCUUAUAAAAAUCUUCAUUAAAUGAGAAUACAAUUAUUAUAAAGCUUUAAAAAAUGAGAAAAUUAUGUUGGCUGUGACAUUUGACUUGAGGAAAAGCUGUUUACUAUUUCUUAAGCUUGCACUAAAAUGUGGAAUAUAUUAGGUUAAGUAAAACAGUUUGCAAUUUAGUUAAGACCCAAGCAUCUUUUCUCAUUUACAGUAAAAUACCAUAAAAUAAUCACCCAAUAGAAAAAUAUAUUGGCUGUGACAAUUGACUUAAAGAAAAGCUGUUUAUUAUUUCUAAAGCCUACACUAAAAUGUGGAAUAUUAGGUUUAGUAAAACAGUUUGCUACCUAUCUAUAGGUAACCCAAUCAUCUUUUCUGAUUUACAGUAAAAUACCGUAAAAAUAAUCACCCAAUAGAAAAAUAUAUUGGCUGUGACAUUUGAUUUGAGGAAAAGCUGUUUACCAUCUCUAAAGCUUACACUAAAAUAUCGAAUAUAUUAGGUUUAAUAAAACACUUUGCUAUUUAGUUUAGACCCAAUCAUCUUUUCUCAUUUACAGUAAAAUACCGUAAAAUAAUCACCCAAUAGGAAAGUAACAACUGGUGUUAAAUUGUCUUGAUUCUUUUUUAUUUAUAGGUAAAAAUAUGAGUGUAUUUAAAUUAAUGAUAGCCUAUAGCUAAAUAGUAACAGUGUUCCCUCAGAUUUUUACAGUCGUUUUUAAGGCCUCACAUACCGUUUUUUGUUCAAUCAAUUAACGUAAUAUCUUAUUUAGGACGUAGUGGACUCGAGCGCGUGGUGACGGUCUAAAAAUGAUGGAAAAACGGCAGCAGGAGCUCUGUCCCACUAGUCCUGAUGUAGAGUCCGGUCCUGGAAAGCGCGAGGACUCCACCAUCAUCAUCUCCAGACAAAACGGGUGCAAGGAGCAUGAGGAGCCGAGGAGGCGGGAAGAGGAGGAGGGGGAGGAGGAGGACAAGGAGAAGGGGAGGGAAAGGGAGAGGGAGAGGGGAGGGCGCUUGAAAGGGGCUGAGGAGACGGAUGACGUUCCUCUGCAGAACUCGAGCAACGGGACCAGCAUCAGCAUCAUCAUCAACGGCGUUGCCAAGGAAACUGCCUCUCACAACGCCCUUGACCUGAAAAGGGAAGUGCCGGUGAUCGAGCUCUCCAGGAGGGACGCUAUAAAAGCGCUCGAGCAGAGGACUGAGAGCCAUUUGGUGCCGAUCACGGAACUUCGCAGACCUCCACCGCUGCCGCUGCCGCCACCGCAACGAGACGACGCUCGAAUGGUCCAACUGAGCCCAAACGCGUUUCCUGUCCCGGCCCGGGCGAUGCUCUACAACCUGGCGCAGCCUCUCGCCGCCAUCAACAGGUAAAUGUCCAGAUGAAGGAAGGAUGGUGUAGUUUCAUGAAUGCAUGUUUUCAAUGAGCAGUUUGAGUGUUCAUGGUGGAAAGUUUGAAAUAAGGCCCUGCAGGAUUUUACUGCUGCUACUUUCAGUGGAAAUUAACUUUGUAUUUUGUUGACAUUUUUAGAGCAUUUACAACAAAGAGAAUAUGUGCAUGUGUGUGUAUGCAGGUGUGCUCAUGGUUCAAUAACAUUUUAAGGCUCACACAAUAAGGAAAAUGCAAUAUGCUGAAAUUGUAUAUUCUUGUAUCUCCACUUUUUGUCCUUUUUUCUGUUGCAAUAGUCUCGGAGGGGAGUCGGAGCAGUACAGCAUGUACCCCAGCAACAGGGUAAAGCGCCGCCCGGCGCCUUAUGAGGUUGAACUCGACGAGGGUAGGCGCAUUUUAGAUCUUUAUAAGUAUGGUAAGACGCACUUCUGCUGUGUCCUCCUUCUGCCAAUAUAUAUAGUCCCUUAUACGUCCCUUCCUCAUCCCCAUUGUCAUCCAUCCACUGACAGGGAUCUUAUAUUGCACCCAGUCUGGGGGUUGCGGAGGAUGCUUUGCAAAAAAAGUCAAAUUCAGUUUAUAACCCAGAUGUGUAAUUCAUGGCAUGAAUGGGUGCUGCUAAUCAGAAUGUCAAGUAUGUGUAUACCUGCAUAUAAUGUAGGCGGAUUUGUAGUUUAUUCCAUUUGAAACAUGCUUUCCAUCGCUGCCCACUCACUGCCACAUACAGGGGUGGAGGAUGGGGUGCUGCUGCUGCCUCCAUGCCAAGGUUUUACUGCAGAGUGGGCUGAAGGAUUAAGAUAGACUGGGUGUGUUCCAAGGGCGACAAUAGCCUGGAAGACACCAUUGUUGGGGGUGGGAGUACCUGCAGUGAGGCUUUUUAUCAUACCUAAAUAAAUGAAAAUUAUAUAAAACAUGGAAUAUAAAACGAAGUCUCCUCUUAACACUGUUACUUAAGGUUUGGUACAAUUCACAAAACUAUACACUCAUGUUGCAUUAUCUCACAGCACACUGUAGCAGUUUCUGCAAGUCGUUUUAGCUUCUGCUCUCCAUGUGCAACGAAGGACAGUUUGCAGUUUUAUUCUGUAGCAUUCGCAAGUAUUUGUUUCGGAUGAUGUUUAUUUUUCUGACAACCUCUGUGCAUCUUCUCUGCUGCCGCCGCUGCUGCUCCUCUCAUUGUAAUUGUUGCAGUUGUGUUGCUCUGCAGUUUUGAGACCACAUUGUUUCAGCUUUGCAUUUCACGCUAUUUGUGUCACUCUCUCCUCUUGAUGCUUAUUUUACUUAUAUCGUUCUCCUCUGUUUUUCCAUUAGCUGGCCAGCCAAAGAUAGUUCGCCGUAUCUUCACUAACAGUCGUGAACGUUGGCGGCAGCAGAACGUAAACGGGGCCUUUGCGGAGCUCCGCAAACUCAUCCCCACACACCCCCCGGACAAGAAGCUCAGCAAAAACGAGAUCCUGAGGCUUGCAAUGAAGUAUAUCAGCUUCCUCUCCAACCUGCUGGAAGACCAGGAUGGGGGGAGGAACGUUGGCAGCACAACUGACGAGGAAACAGGGCUGCUAGUUGGGGCCCAUGAGGGCGGACCGCAGGGGGGCCCACAUCAGGACGCGGUGGUGGGUUUGGCAAGGGACGAUCUCUUGGAGACAAUGUCGCCGAGCUCGAGCUGUGGAAGCCUGCCUGAUGGUGAUGCUGAGGGCAGUCCUGAGAGCUUUAUGGAGGAACAGGACUCACCUCCAGCUCCAAGGACUCUAACGGCCUCACGCGGGCCCCCGCUGCACCUCACUGCUCGGGAUCUGCGACGCAACGGGCGCCCCAUAGAUGGGUCCAGUCGCCGAUGAUGCUGUCGCCAAAUGACCAGAAAAACCUGAGACUGAAAAAAUGGACAAUGAGAGGGACUGAAAAAAGAGAAAGAUAUGCUCAGGAACUGUUAGUUUUGAGUUGAGAGAGAGAGAGAGAGAGAGCGGGUUCAAAUGGAUCAUGAGUACGUCUCCUAAAUACACUCGAGGCAACACUGAUGAAUGGCUUGGUUUAAUCAGAAUUCUGUUGAAUUUGAUAUGAAAAAAAAAAAAGACUUGUAAAUUCUGCAUGUCUCACGUCUUUGACUGACCUGCGGAUCAAAUCCAAAACCUGGAUAUUGAAAAAAAGUGCACAUCCACAAAAAAAUGAAUCAAAAGACACACUUAACCCGACAAGAUGAAACCAAACAUAAAACCCACCAUGAGAUACAUAUUUCAGAUUCUAUCAUUGUUUUGACCGGUGAUAUUGAUCAGAGUGUGGUGCAGUCAGAAUAAAUCCAAAAUCGCUUCAAGUAAAUAAAAACCAGUGAAGAAAUCCUGAGAUUUAUCAGAGGUAUAUUCAGUGUGUUAGAAUACUAACACAAGAGUGAAGUCAGCCUCAGAUGGAGGUGGUUAUAAAAACCAACUGGACUCUAUUGUUCUCAUGCAGUUGCGUAUGCAUUGUAAAUAGCAUCAUAUUUCCACUGCACAGUGUAACAACAGUGACUGGAGUUCAAGUCGUGUGGUUUAAGCUGUACUGUUGUGUGUUUGUCCGAGCCAAAUGGUCUUUAAGGAGACAGAAAAGAGAACAGAGGAAGAGACAUGAAGAACUCAACCUAGUGCGUCAAAUGUGGUACCAUAAGUCUGUUUCACUCUGCUUAAUAAGAAAUGACACCUAAUAGGGUGACGGACAGAUAAACAGUUUUACUGCCUGAGUUGAAAAUAUCUGUGGAGGUACAAGACAUGCAGUGUUUCUUAAAAGUGUACAAAUAUAUGAGUCAUAUGGUAUCAUAACAUGACUCAUGCAGCCCUUUUUAUAUGAAUGUUUCAGUGUUUUUUUUAACUGUAAUGCAGUUGUAGUUUAGUGAGGUACACAGAAAUCCCUUGCGCCGCAUUUCACACACACACACACACACAUGCACGCGCACGCACACAAAAACAAACAGUGUUAAUAUCAUGACAACACCAGCAGUUUUUCACAAAUACAGUUAAGUAUUGCUCACUGUUGUUCGUUGUUCUGCUUUUUCAGCAGGACCUAGUAGCCUAUAUUGGUACCUUUGGUAACUAUGGUAUUUUAUGACUUGCAGUAAAGGGACAUUGUACGUUUGGUAAUAACAUAUUUGUUGUAUGAUAGCUGUAUCUAUAAAUAUAUCCAAUGUCAAAGCGAUGAUUUUAUACAAAACCCCUGAAUAAAACACACAGAGGACAAGACUGGUAUUUGAUUCUGCUAAAGCAUGCUGUCAGUUUAAUUCACAUGGAGUUCAUUUGUUUACAAAAUUUUACCUUUUUUUUUUUCCUCCAACAUUCACUCACGUAUUACUAAUUUAAAAUGUAUAUACUCUUACUCUUGACAGAUUUCUAGAGGUAGAAAAAUCCCAUGCAACUGUUUCCCACUUAAUCUCCACACAGACUGAGAAGUUACAACCACACCUCCUCUUGAAUUCCCCCAAUGAUCGCUGGAAUCCUCACUUCCUCCCUACAAGUGACAACUUCCUGCAGAGGUUAACGUGUCUCGGUGACCUGCAGGAUAUCCUGCCAUUGUGAAAGUGGUUUGGACAGCCUCUGCUGCACUCGUUUGCAGGCUGUUGUGUCUGUUCACAGACAGUAAGUUAUGCGCUUACGCAAUCAAAAAGUUAUGUCCACAAGAUUAUAGUUUCAUAUGAGAAUUAAGGAGUUGAAUGCGACAUUUUUGAACGUCCGCUUGCUCCCUUUUUCCAGCUGCACUCCUGCAGCAUCGCCUGCUCUCCAGCGUUUCGAAAAUCUUUCUUUAAAACUAGAACUGCUUCCGGAGAGCAUCAGAGACAUCCAGGUGUUUGGAGACCCCUCCUGUUUGCAGACUGACUGAGGGGCUCUCAGGGUUAAUGCCUGCCAAACAUUUACCUGCUUCAGUCCCAACUCUCCAAAAACACACAAAAGAUGGGGAUACGGGGAGUGUGUGUGUGUGUUUGUGUGUGUUUGUAUGUGUGUUUGUGUGGAUUGAAAGAGAAGGAAGGAGAGGAGGCUUGUUGCCAUGUUCAUGUUUGUGUGUUUGUGAGAGGAGGCUUCAGUGAGUGUGCGCUCUUGUUCUGCAUGUGUGUGUAUGUGUGUGUG